Juglans regia (Persian walnut) is the source of this 654-nucleotide messenger RNA. RefSeq names its product myb protein-like. The transcript has 3 exons. Lineage: Eukaryota; Viridiplantae; Streptophyta; Magnoliopsida; Fagales; Juglandaceae. The record is from RefSeq and is a predicted model, not a curated record. Gene Ontology annotation, biological process: regulation of DNA-templated transcription. The coding region runs from base 1 to 654 and encodes 217 amino acids. Gene Ontology annotation, molecular function: RNA polymerase II cis-regulatory region sequence-specific DNA binding; DNA-binding transcription factor activity, RNA polymerase II-specific. Gene Ontology annotation, cellular component: nucleus.
AUGUAUGUUUCUUCAUCGUCAUUCUUCGUUCAGAAUUCAGCAACUUUACCCAUAUUCGGUAUUCCCAUAUUACAUAGAGAUAGAGAGGAGAUGGAGCUGAGCAAAGGUACUGAGAAAAUGGUGAAAGCUCAGGUUGGGCAGCCCCGCUUCAUACCCAAGAAAGGGAGCAUAUUUCCUCGAAAGAGAAGAUCGGUGAAGAAGAUAGUUCUUGAUUCCAUACUCAAAUCCAUUGCAAAACAUCUCUGCUGCCUUAACCACCACCCCACUUCAUCCUCUCUGGAAAUCAGUACUUCACUGCCCAAAACCCCAGCUGAGAAUUAUGCGAAGAACAGAGACGUAGAUCCUGUCAAGGGUCCGUGGAGCCCCGAGGAGGAUGAGAUGUUGCGGAAGCUAGUGCAGAGCCAGGGGGCUCGGAGCUGGUCUGUGGAGCACCGGCCCUGCACGCUAGAGGAGGACCAGAUCAUUGUUAAGGCCCACGCCAAGUACGCCAACAAGUGGGCCACCAUCGCCAGGCUGCUCAACAUCCGUACGGAAAACUCGAUCAAGAGCCACUGGAAUUCUACAUUGAAGAGGAAAUACUCAUUGAUGAGCGAUGACACCGCCGCCACCACUACAACUGCAGUUUGGUUGAAUCACCCGUUGAGAAGGCAGUAG